Molecule: messenger RNA, 1934 nt
Organism: Mastomys coucha (southern multimammate mouse)
Lineage: Eukaryota; Metazoa; Chordata; Mammalia; Rodentia; Muridae
Gene: Phf13
Product: PHD finger protein 13
Exons: 4
Coding region: 108-1598 (496 amino acids)
Biological process (GO): mitotic chromosome condensation
Molecular function (GO): chromatin binding
Source: RefSeq, a predicted model, not a curated record
CACGGGAGAAAGCGGAGCCCGGGCCACCGCCCUCCGAGACCCAGGCCGCCGCUCGACCCCGCCCCGCGCGGCCCGCGGGCUGCCGCCCCUCCCCCACCGGCAGGGCGAUGGGAGCCCCCGCACCUCCCCCGCUCCGAGGCUCCAGAGCCCCGGCAGCACCGCCUCCGCAUUCGUCCGCUGCCGCAGAGCCUCUUGGGAGUUGGAGUUCCAAGACCGUCUCUAGACGCCGCGGCACCGCGCCAGGGACUACCACUCCCACAAUGCAGCGCGCCGAGCGAGCCACACCCCCACGUGACGAAGUCCAGACGACCCGGACUACAGUUCCCGACGACCCUUGCGGCGCUCCCGCCCUCCCUCCCUCCCGAGACACGAGCCGAACUGGGCGUCAGGUCGGGGAGCCGGUCGGGUUCCCGCUCGCUGUCCCCGCCGCCGCCGCCCCCCACAGUGCCUCUCCCGCCUCUCCACAGCGCCGGUCGUGGGAGCUGCAUCCUCCACUCAGUUCGCUGUGGGGACUCCGGUUCGGGAUCAGCGAGCCUGCGACACGACACACCGACACCCCCGUCACCUCCAGCCCGGGCGACCCCUCCCCGGCCGGGUCCGCCCUCGCCCCUGCGCGGUGCCGGAGCUCCCCGGCCCUGAGCGUCCCGUGGGCCCGCUCCCGCACUCCGGCCUCGGCACUCCCACAGCCGCCGCCCCCCACCCGGAACAUGGACUCCGACUCCUGCGCCGCCGCCUUCCACCCCGAGGAGUACUCCCCCACUUGUAAGAGGCGCAGGACUGUGGAAGACUUCAACAAAUUCUGCACCUUCGUCUUGGCCUAUGCGGGCUACAUCCCCUACCCAAAGGAGGAGCUCCCCCUGAGGAGCAGCCCCAGCCCUGCCAACAGCACUGCAGGGACCAUUGACAGUGAUGGCUGGGACACUGGUUUCUCUGACAUCGCAUCUUCAGUGCCCGACCGAUGCUUCAGCCACCUUCAGCCUUCCCUCUUGCAGAGAGCUAAGCCCAGUGACUUCCUGCUGGACAGGAAGAAGACUGACAAGCUGAAGAAGAAGAAGAAGAGGAAGCGCAGGGACAGCGACCUGCCUGGGAAGGAGGGCUUCAGGGGGAGCCUGCUGAAGCUGGAAGCUGCAGACCCGUAUGUGGAGACCCCCUCAAGUCCCACUAUGCAGGAUAUUCCCCAGGCGUCUGCUGACCCCUGCUCAGGUUGGGACUCUGACACUCCCUCAAGUGGCUCUUGUGCUACUGUGUCACCUGAUCAGGUCACAGAAAUAAAAACUGAAGGAAAACGGACUAUUGUCCGCCAGGGGAAGCAGGUGGUGUUCCGAGACGAAGACAGCACUGGCAAUGACGAAGACAUAAUGGUGGACUCAGAUGAUGACUCCUGGGACCUCGUCACCUGUUUCUGCAUGAAGCCCUUUGCUGGCCGCCCUAUGAUUGAGUGUAACGAAUGCCACACCUGGAUUCACCUGUCCUGUGCGAAGAUCCGCAAGUCCAAUGUUCCGGAAGUGUUUGUCUGCCAAAAGUGCCGGGACUCCAAGUUUGAUAUCCGUCGUUCCAACCGGUCCCGAAUGGGCUCCCGGAAGCUGUUUCUGGACUGAUCUGGAGCUGUUGAGGAGAUGGGCGGGACCGGGAGGACCUGGGCUCUGGCCCCCCUUAGUUGAGCACAGAACUCCCAGCUCUGGUGCAGGCAGACCCUGCCACUCAGGUGCCUAAGCAAAGGACAAGCUGUUCAGGUAGAACUGUACGUAGCUAAUGAGCAGGUCAAGCACCAGGCCUGCUUCUGCUCACAGUGAGGCGCACAGUCAUUGUUAGCAGUUGCCGUGAGAGCCGGUGCUAGCUGCCAGUCCUGUCUCCUCUGUGCUCGGGAGUGGAGGUGUUGUUUCCCUGGCUGUGUUUAUUCUCAGUGUUGCUCUUUUAACACAAGUGUCUGUAGC